Raphanus sativus (radish) is the source of this 756-nucleotide messenger RNA. Its product is annotated as putative FBD-associated F-box protein At3g50710. Bases 1 to 756 code for a protein of 251 amino acids. NCBI's taxonomy places the organism in Eukaryota, Viridiplantae, Streptophyta, Magnoliopsida, Brassicales, Brassicaceae. The transcript has 3 exons. The record is from RefSeq and is a predicted model, not a curated record.
AUGAUCACCAACGAUGCGAGGUUAAAGAUCAUUUUACUUAAAUUUUAUGUCCUCUACAUUACAUACCAUCUACUUAAACUUUACAAAUCGAUUCUUGUGUAUGUUCCUGAUGGUCUUGACGUCUCGCUUUCGUCUCUGAAAACAUUGCAUCUUCUGAGUGUGAAGUACGAAAACAAAGAAUCACAGCGCAGCCUUUUAAGGGGUUGCCCUGUUCUGGAGGAGCUGGUUGUGGACAAAAGUGAUAGCUUGCGUGUGGAAUCAUUCGCUGUCAAAGUGCCUUCCUUGGAGAGAUUAUCUGUACUUUAUCAGUUUGAUGAUGAUCUUGAUGGAUUAGAUGAGCACUCUGAACAUGAGUUUUACAACGAUAGAGUUACCAUUAAUGCCCCGUCUUUGAAGUACUUGAACUAUGUAGAUAUCGUUGACUACGGUCAUUCGUGUGUGAGUUGGGAUAUGCCUGAGUUGGAGGAGGCACAUGUUAAACUUGUUUGCAAACGUCCUGAGAAGCUCAUGAGAUCUCUUACAGCAGUCAAGCGCCUCUCUCUAUGUUUAUUUAAUCAUUCAAUGGUUCAGCAUCGUGUUGCAUUAUGUCAGCUUGUUCAUCUAGAGCUAUGUGGAUGCAGCCCAAAGUGGUGGGAUCUACUUACUUGGAUUCUCAAAAGUUCUCCUAAACUACAAGUUCUCAAGCUCAACAAGUGUUCGGAGGAGUGCUAUUGUUCCGUAAAGCCUAUUGGACGGCCUUGGGGACUGGUGAUGUAA